CGAACAUGAAAUUUGGAACCCUUAAAACCACGUAAAUAAACGCGACUACAAAGCGCGUGAUUCUUUUAAAUAAAACAAUAUGAACACUCGCCGUUCCUGCUAUGCCCUAAUUUGUUCUUCACUACGCCAAUGAAUUUCUCAAAGACAGCGAACAAAAACAGAGGAAAAUGAAAGCCUGUAGAUUUUAAAAUCUUUUGAAAAAUCAUUGUAUUUUGCAAGAUUUUGUAUGGAUUAUUUAAACUUAUCAUCGUUAGCUGAAGAUUUAAACCCUAAGGAUUUUUAGGGUUUUAGUUUAGUUGCAUUGUUAUUGGGACGAUCAAUUGGGAUUUAUCAGCAAUGAGGUGGGUUUGCUCUGUUUUGUAAGUUUAUUGUGAUGCGAAAGUCUCAAUCAGCAUCUGUUUCCUCUUCUAAACGAAAGAAUGUAAACCUAUUGGGAGUAAGAACUCGAAAAAAGCAUAAAAGGCUUGAUGCUAUUUGUGAGGAUGAUUACAAGCGGAAUCAUCGGGUUAAAUUGGAGGCUAAUAAGGGUAGUAGUAGAGGAGGUCAUCUUGAGAACGAUUCUGAGGUUCGUAGAAGUUCUAGAGUUAGGCGGGCUCCAGUAAUUCUUGAUUCUUCGCCGGUACCUACUAGGAAGAGGAGGAAAAUUGAUGAGACAAGGAAGAAAUUUGGGGAUUCAGGGAAGAAGUUGAAGGGAAAGGAUAAAGUUGAGACUGAAGGUUGUCCGUCCUCUUCUGGAAAUUCGGAUGAGGAACUGGGUGCGUGGAGAUUGAGACUGAGGUCUAGGGGUAAGAGUGGGAGUCUUAAAUUGAUUGGAAGUCAGAAUCAGACAUCUGGGAAACGAAAGCUUGUGUGGGAUGAUGAGGGAGAAAUGGAUUUAGCCAAGGAUGAGCCUGAAAAUGAAUUGCAGUGCUUUGAUAGUGAUAAAUCAAGGGUAUUGAAGUAUGUUGAUGAUAAGAGUGGUAGGGCUUUAGCUGAUAGUGAGGAUGAGUUGCAUGAUGGUUGUUUAGUAGAUGGUGAGUUGGAAAAUGGGGUUCAUAAUUCAGGAAAUGAAGGUGAAAAUGAAUGUCGUGAAAAUGAAGAUCAAGGUGGAGUUGAAGGUGAUGGUGAUUCUACCUCCUCAACAAGUGAAAGAAAUGGAAAUGAGGAGACUGUGGAUGGUGAUUCUGAUAGUUCUGCAGAACACAAGAGUAAAGGACCUAAUUAUAUUGGACCAGAUGAAAACUGUGAAAAUGUGGAAGAUAGUGAGCAGAACUAUGAACCAUUGAAUUGUUCAAAAACUGCUGAGGAUGCAGAAAAUCAAAGACAAGCAGAAGAGGGUACUACUGUUCCUACUGGUUUCGCUGAAAAUUUCGAACAUGAUGACAUGAAAGAGGAUGUUGCAGAAGCUGAGGAAAAACAAGCAGCGGUUGAGAGUGAUCUUAAUCUGGGGAACUGUAAUGUCAUUGAGGCUGGGACUCCUAGAUCACGUGUAAAGAAGGGUAGACGAUGCGGUUUAUGUGGAGGAGGGAUUGAUGGAAAACCUCCAAAGAUAAUGGCUAAUGAUUCAGCUGGGAGUGACAAUGAGGCAUACAGUGGUUCAUCUGCUUCUGAAGAAGGCAGUUAUGAUCCCUGGGAUGGUUUUGGUGACGAACCUGGCUGGCUUGGAAGACUCUUGGGUCCUGUAAAUGAUCGAUAUGGAAUUGCUGGAAUUUGGGUGCAUCAGCAUUGUGCUGUAUGGAGUCCAGAGGUUUAUUUUGCUGGGCUAGGGUGCUUAAAGAAUAUCAAAGCAGCACUUUGCAGAGGAAGGUCCUUGAAGUGCACCCGCUGUGGGAGGCCUGGGGCAACUCUAGGGUGUCGUGUGGACCGGUGUCCUAGAACUUAUCAUUUGCCCUGUGCACGAGCUAGUGGAUGCAUUUUUGAUCAUCGUAAAUUUCUUAUAGCCUGUUCCGAUCAUCGGUAUCUUUUCCAACCUCAUGGAUAUCAAUAUGCGCAGCAUAUAAAGAAACAGAAGGCCAAGAAGAUGAAGAUGGAAAUAAGAAAGCUGGCAAAUGAGGCUUCACGUAAAGAUUUUGAGGCAGAGGAAAAGUGGUUGGAGAAAUGUGGUGAGGAUGAAGAAUUUUUGAGACGUGAAACAAAAAGGCUUCAGCGGGAUUUGUUAAGAAUCGCUCCUGUCUAUAUUGGAGGUCCGAAUUCUGGAGAGAACCCUUAUGAAGGUUGGGAAUCUGUUGCAGGACUUCAGGAUGUCAUCCAAUGCAUGAAAGAGGUUGUCAUCAUGCCUCUUCUCUACCCAGAGUUUUUUGAAAACAUGGGUAUUACACCACCCAGAGGUGUCCUAUUGCAUGGUUAUCCUGGAACGGGCAAGACUCUAGUUGUGCGGUCAUUGAUUGGUUCUUGUGCUCGUGGGGAGAAGCGCAUAGCUUAUUUUGCCCGCAAAGGUGCAGAUUGUUUGGGAAAAUAUGUUGGAGAUGCUGAACGUCAGCUGAGGCUUCUCUUUCAGGUUGCAGAAAAAUCUCAGCCUUCAAUAAUUUUUUUUGAUGAAAUCGAUGGGUUGGCCCCUGUUCGUACAAGGCAGCAAGACCAGACUCAUAGUUCUGUGGUAUCCACCUUGUUGGCUUUAAUGGAUGGUUUAAAGUCUCGAGGCUCUGUGAUAGUUAUAGGUGCCACAAAUCGUCCUGAUUCUGUCGAUCCAGCUCUGAGACGGCCUGGCAGGUUUGACAGAGAGAUUUAUUUUCCACUACCUUCAAUGAAGGACAGAGCUGCUAUUUUGGCUCUUCACACGAGAAAGUGGCCUAAGCCAGUAUCUGGUACUUUAUUAGAGUGGGUUGCUGCUAGAACUGUGGGCUUUGCUGGUGCAGAUCUACAGGCUCUUUGUGCUCAGGCAGCUGUUAUUGCCUUGAAAAGGAAUUGCUGUUGGCACCAGAUACUAUCAUAUGCUGGAGACAGCUCUGAGCCUGGAAGACUUCCGAAGCUUCCUUCUUUUCUAGUGGAAGAGAGGGAUUGGUUGGAGGCUCUUUCUGCUGCUCCUCCUCCAUGUUCACGUAGAGAGGCAGGGGUGGCUGCAAAUGAAGUUCUUGGCUUUCCUCUUCACAUUCAUCUAUUUCCUUUCUUGAUGCAGCCACUUUCAAGCUUGAUAUUAUCUCUUAUUCAUGAUGAUCGUCUCUGGUUGCCUCAUCGUCUCUUUAACGCCGGAGCAGCAAUGAAAAAGGUUCUUGUUUCUUUUAUGGAGAGAAAGGGCCUGCAGAGUGAUCAAUGGUGGUUCCAUGUACAGGAUAUGAUGCGAGAUUCAGAUUCUAGAAAUGAAAUUGUGAAAAAGCUUUUUGUUGCUGGAGUCCUAAGUGUCGAUACUUCCACUGGAUGCGAUCUGUCGAAUGAUACCUCCUCUGGACAUGGUGGAUUUCGUCCUUUUGGCCUCAAUUUCAAAUCUUCUAGUUCGCUCAGAAAUUCAUGUUAUGCACCAUCAAAGAAAAUAGGAUAUAGAAUACUGUUUUCAGGAGAUCCAAGAUCUGGCCAAAGGCAUCUUGCAGCUUGCCUUCUUCAUUGUUUUGUGGGUAGUAUUGAAAUGCAGAAGAUCGAUUUGGCUACAAUUUCACAGGAGGGACAUGGUGACAUAGAACAAGGCAUUUCAAAUAUUUUAUUGAAAUGUUCCAAAUUGAAGCUGUGUGCACUAUUUAUGCCUAGAAUAGAUCUGUGGGCUGUACAGUCUUGCUCAAGUGUCCAAGGAGAUGCUGAUGUCUCAACACCUCACGUUUCAUCCAAGGAAUCCUCUUCGGCGUCCUGUCAGAUUGACCAUGAAAACUAUAGUUCCAUGCCAAAUACACCUGAACCAAUGGGAUCAACAGAGAACCAAAACAAGAUUUGUAGUGCUUCCCAGAUUUGGAGAUCUUUUGUGGCACAGCUGGAAUGUAUACAUGUUUCCUCAUCCUUGAUCAUACUGGCUACUUCUGAGCUUCCAACUGCAGCCCUUCCUUGGGAUCUGCGCCAUUUCUUUGGCAGUAAGCAUUUCACAACUGAGAACUCAGUAUUUUUAGAAUGUGGAACACCCCGAUUUCCAGUGGAGGUGGAAGGGGAGUUUGACCAUGAUAAGUUGAUUCGUUUGUCAUCGUUGAACUUGUCGAGAGAUUUGAUUCAACAAUUUGUGCAACUGGUUCACUUUGGAAAUCAUAGUAAUUCAGAUUCAAAAAUCCGUGAUAAAGCUGAUCAUGUAAAAAAAAGUGACUUGUUAUGUAGCAAAAGUGAUCUGAAAUCAAAACCACUGGUGGAAUCUAGGGCAAAACAAGAAGCAGUAGAAAGCUCCAUUGCAAAGCUGCCUGUUCCAUCUAGCUUCAAAACUGGUAAAGGAAAGUCCUUGAUGUUAGCUAUAACUGCCUUUGGAUAUCAAAUUCUUAGGUACCCCCAAUUUGCUGAACUUUGUUGGGUUACUUCCAAGUUAAAGGAAGGUCCAAGCUCUGAUACUCGUGGACCGUGGAAAGGAUGGCCAUUUAAUUCUUGCAUUGUGCGUCCUUGCACGUCAAUGGCAAAGGAAGCUGUUAUCAAUACUAACAAUAGUAAAGGGAAAUAUCAGUUUACAAUUGUUAGAGGUCUAAUAGCUGUGGGCUUGUCAGCAUAUCGAGGAAUAUAUACAUCGGCAUCAGAAUUUUCUCUGGAAGUGAGGAAGGUGCUCGAGCUUCUCAUUGGACUGAUAGCUUCUAGGAUUCAGGCAAAAAAAGACAGAUACCAAUAUGUCCGUCUUGUGUCACAAGUUGCUUACCUAGAAGACAUGGUUAACAACUGGUCACACUCAUUAAGAAGUUUAGAGCCAGAUGCUAAAACAUCGAAUGUGGACUCCAAGCUCAACGGUGUACAUUCUCUAGACAUUCCACAGCCUCCAGCUGCUAAUUUGAUUCAGGCUGUAGAUGAGCCAACUGCGGAGCUAUGGCCUGAAAAAGAAGGCCUGCAGGGAUUAAGUGCCGGAAGUCCUGCUUUUUUAAGCACACAAUGUAAUCCUAUGCAUUUUGAAGGAGGAACAAAUAUCCAAGUUAGUGGAUUUAAGCCGGUUGAACCUGAAGAGGAACUGCAGGGAAAUAUUGGUGAAGGUUCCCAACCUACUGCUUCCAGCAUGAAAAAAAUUGUUGUCGGUCCCAAUUUGAUGGAGGCUGUGAAAUUCAAUGAAAUAUCACCACAACAAUCUUUGGUUACGGACAGCAUUGAUUCUGCAGAAGCUGCACAUCAAGAAAAUGGCUCUCCCAAAAAGAAAAUUUUGGUGAGUAAUCCUGAGUCUAGCACCGACUUUGUGGAUUCUUUUACUGACAAAUCAUGUAGUAAGAUUCCCCAAGUGUUGGUGCAAGAGCCUUGUCAAUCGGAUGUUCUGGAAUCUUUUGAACAACCAAGAACAGAAGUUGGUACAUGUAAUUCAGGAAAGCUUAAAAAUUCUGCGCUCCAUGCAUCCCCUGAAUUCUGCGGUCAAUCUGUUCCUGAACAGUUGGUGAACAAUGUGAUUUCUCAUGAUGCUGAAACGUGCACGAUUAAUCAUCAACACCAAGAUUCGGAAACUUCAGAGAGGAACAAUCUGUCAUCAGAGUGUGAAGUCAUAUGCUCUUAUAGUUGUUGCAUUGGAUGCAUUGAUACUCUUCAAAAGUUGAUUAAGAAAAUAGUUGUUCGGGAGUGGAACUUAUCUUCUUGUUGCACAAUUGAAGAUGCGCAUGAUCUUGUUUCAAUGUUGUCAUCAAGUUUGUGUUCAACUAUCAGGAAUCUUUACAUCACUGAACGAGACAGUAGGCUCAAAAGUGAAGGACCCAGUUCGAAAACAGAUGAUUCCCUGGAAGUGAAUGCCUGCGAAUUCGAAAGUCUAGCUAGUAAACUGGCAAAUUUCGAGGAAUGCGUUUGUCAUUCAGGGCAGGGCUGUUCUGAUUCGGUUAAUUAUUCUUCAGACGUUCAACCUGAAUCCAAUCUGACGUUCAUUUUUAAGGAUGGUGUCUUGGUUACAACAAAUCUGGACAAGGAGUCUCCUUUGCAUUGUAAAUUUAACACCUUGAGCCUUUCUUCUCUGAUAGAAUUGAUAGAAGGAAUGAAACAGCCAUUGGAAUAAUGUGAUGUGAUGUGAUGUGAUGUGAUGUGAAUGUACUACUUCUCUGGGCUUUGAAAAGAGCUCAAUUUUUGACGUUGCUGUGAACUCUGUUGGACUAUAUCAUAAUAAUAAUAAUAUUAUUAUUAUUAUCAUUA
Messenger RNA from Amaranthus tricolor (Joseph's coat), 6177 nucleotides. RefSeq lists its product as uncharacterized. The transcript is spliced from 7 exons. Gene Ontology annotation, cellular component: nucleus. Lineage: Eukaryota; Viridiplantae; Streptophyta; Magnoliopsida; Caryophyllales; Amaranthaceae. The record is from RefSeq and is a predicted model, not a curated record. Gene Ontology annotation, molecular function: histone binding; ATP binding; chromatin binding. Gene Ontology annotation, biological process: positive regulation of transcription by RNA polymerase II. Bases 374 to 6043 code for a protein of 1889 amino acids.